Mauremys reevesii (Reeves's turtle) is the source of this 957-nucleotide messenger RNA. RefSeq names its product vegetative cell wall protein gp1-like. The transcript is spliced from 2 exons. Bases 34 to 426 code for a protein of 130 amino acids. Lineage: Eukaryota; Metazoa; Chordata; Testudines; Geoemydidae. The record is from RefSeq and is a predicted model, not a curated record.
GAUGAAGGCUAGAGUGAGAAGGCAGCACGGACCAUGGAGGGUGCCCCAGAAGACCUGGAGGAUGAAGAGCAUGUGAUUCAGCACCUCUCUCCAGUGGAGCCUGUUGAGGAAGCCCCCUACCCCGAUGAACCCAACGAGGGUCCCGAGUCAUGGCAGGAACCAAAACGUAAGGCUGGACCUUCAGUUCCUGGGAGUGAAACCACUCCACAAAGAGGGCUGGAGCAAUGCCCCAGAGAUAGACAGAGAAGAACCCAGGAAGAGCUGCAUCUAGGCAUGGGCGGGGGAAACCAGGAACCAUUUCAAUUUCUCUGGGCAUGGAAGGAUUGGCCACUUCAUCUGGAAGAGACACUGAUGUACUGGUUCAUGGAGCAGAAAGCAAAGCACAGAGAAUGGGAGCAUUCCCCCAUUGGACUUGUGGCUGAAUGAGUUUGAGGUCAACCUGCUGGUGAGGCUACGGAACCAGUCCAUGAACCGCUAUCUCCAUUUCUUUCUCCAGCUGCCAUGCAGGAUGCUGCUGAGCCAGAGGAACUUGUUUCAAGAACCCCCCUAAGUGACUGGGAGAAGAACAGAGCCUGCAGGACUCCUUCACUAGCACCCAAAACCCCUCACAGGGGGACCCUGCUGAGUGACCAGGAGGGGAAUGAUGAGUCUGCAGGAGUUCCAGAACCCCACCAAGUGCCCAUCCCCCAAGUCUGCAGGAGUUCCAGAACCCCACCAAGUGCCCAUCCCCCAAGUCUGCAGGAGUUCCAGAACCCCACCAAGUGCCCAUCCCCCAAGUCUGCAGGAGUUCCAGAACCCCACCAAGUGCCCAUCCCCCAAGUCCCUGUCAUUCCUUCUUGUCAGGAGGUGGUCAAGGAGACAGAUACAGAGACAGUAGUAUAUGACCGGUGUUCCCACUUGCAUUCCCUGUAUUUUUUAAAGAUUUGUUUUUGACCCUUCCUUUUAAAAAAUAUUUCA